AUAGUAUCGGACUUCGCUCGCUUCGUUUAAUUCGCUUUUCUCCGUAGACGAAAUUACAGAGAGCUCCCGAGGGACCCGGCCUUGGGCACGAGAUUUCCGCUUCCGAGAUUUUCUAUGAUAUUUUAUGAUAGUAUUCUAGGUAAGAGCAAAAUAGUUCUAAGAAUAUAAAUAUUACGCGUAAUACGUAGAGCUUUAAAAUGAUAGUCGUUAAUACUACUUAUUUUGUAAAAUAUAUAUACACCGUGUUUUUAUUGAAUUCCGUGAACUCCGGGGUAUGUGUAAUUACUUUGAAGGAAACUAAAUGAAAAAUAUUUUAUUAUUUAUAUAUUUUUUUUCCUUUUCGAUUCCUUAAGUAUAAAGUUACCAAUAGGUCGAAGUAGCAAUUCGUUUAAUCCUAAAGAAUUAGAUUAGUUUUACUUACACCUUAUGAAAAAAAAACAGAAAUAAGGCAGAUAGAUAAGUCACUACUUAUCUUGUAUGUGUAAUCAUUAUCGACAGCGUUGAUUGUAUAAUUUAUAUCGCAACAAAUAAUUAUACUUCAUGAUAACUGAUCAACAAUCAUAACAUCAGAACCAAUUGAACGGGAAAGUCGUGUGAAAUAAAUAUACAAUGGCAGAAGCGGUGGAACAAUUGCAGAUAUUUCUUCAAAAUAUCGCCAAAAAAGAGAAUUACCUACUCAGUAAAAUCGACAUCAAACCAAUCUCUUCUGGAGGAGCCAACUACACCGCAGAUUUAUACCUGAUCACAAUUUCAGAACCUUUAAAGCCGGAUAUACAUAUUUUUGCUAAAACCGCCAAUUUAAAUGAGGAUGCAAGAAAAACCAAUGAAUUUCUAUCCAGAGUAUACGAAAUAGAAGCUCUUUUUUACUCUGAAUUUGCCGUAAACUUUGAAAGACUUUACAAUAAGUGCCAAGUACCUAUAGAAAACAGGUUGUAUAUACCCAAAUAUUACGGGCAUUUAUUAGUCCCUUACCAGGAGAUUCUAGUUUUGGAAAAUCUUGAGGCAAAAGGAUAUAAUAGUUUCGAUAGAAUGAAAACUUUCAAUUGGGACUAUGCAUCAACUGCUGUUACGCAGUUGGCUAAAUUUCAUGCUCUUGGACUAGCAUUGCGUGAUGAGAAUCCUCAUGAGUUCACAAGAUUAGUGAGUAAUUUUCAAUUUGAUGUAUCCGAGAACCGAGAGAUGAUGAAUUCUUUUUUAAAAUUGGCCGUUAAGAAUGCAUGUGAAGGCUUGAAGAGUGAUCAUAAGGAACGACUCCAAAAGUAUUUUGCCUCACCGGAGAAUAUAGCAACGCUGAUAACAACGAUGACGAAAGACCAAAUUUUUUUGGUUCAUGGAGAUUUUAGACCAAGCAAUUUGAUGCACAGGCGUCGCAACGGAAAGCUGGAGAUAGUCCCUAUAGACUACCAAACCCUGAGACGUGGAAACCCAGUAGGCGACCUGAUGCAUUUAGUCUUCUCUGGCUCUGAUGAGGAGUUCCGUCGUCUCCACUACCAACGGCUUAUGGAUCACUAUUUCACGCAGCUGACCUUGGCAUUGCAGCAGCUUAAUGUGGAUGUAGAGAAGAUAUAUCCUAGAGAAAGCUUUGAUGCAGACCUGAUUAAGUUCAGACCCGUGGGUCUGUACAUGGGUAUAAUAAUGGCGGGGUUGGUAACAGUGACCUCAGAAGAAGCACCCAAGCUGGAUGGAGACCUAACCACAUUGCAGACCAAGCCCAACCAGCUCGCUUUGGAGCGCAUAAAUGGGGUCGUUAAAGACUACGUUCGAUGGGGAGUUUUGUAAAGAACGCUAAAUAAAUUUAAUGGGGAUUUAAGCUAUAAGAAAAUUAAGGAUAAUUACAAGUUAAUAUUAAGCAGGAACAAAAAUUAAUUUCUUUCAAAAACCGCCAAACAAACCGUAAUAUCA
Cydia pomonella (codling moth) is the source of this 1902-nucleotide messenger RNA. RefSeq lists its product as uncharacterized. The record is from RefSeq and is a predicted model, not a curated record. The transcript has a single exon. Bases 610 to 1779 code for a protein of 389 amino acids. Lineage: Eukaryota; Metazoa; Arthropoda; Insecta; Lepidoptera; Tortricidae.